AUGAAUCCUGAAACAGGAUUAUGUGUUUAUUCAUGCAAAGAUUUUAACUUCUUUGGUUUGUUGCAGAAGAUAUUUGUAAUCAAGGGCCAAUUGAAAACAAUUUAUUUAUCAUGGGCAUUGGGGCAAUAUUGCAUAUAUACAGUCUCUAAAUUAGAGCUUAUUGGUAGCAUUGAGGCUGAUUCUGAAUGGCUUAAGUUUGACUUGAUAGGUCAAGAUGAUUCUAUUUCUCCUUCCUCUUCCUCUCAAAUCACUCCGCCUGAUUCCCAACCCACGGCGGUGGUUGUCAGCCCUUGUGCUGCUUGUAAGAUCCUCCGCCGGAGAUGUGCUGGUAAAUGUGUUUUGGCCCCUUACUUUCCUCCUACUGAGCCUCUUAAGUUUACCAUUGCUCAUCGUGUUUUUGGAGCUAGCAAUAUCAUCAAAUUCCUCCAGGAACUACCCGAGUCACAACGAGCAGAUGCAGUAAGCAGUAUGGUUUACGAAGCGAACGCAAGAAUAAGAGAUCCAGUUUACGGAUGUGCAGGAGCAAUAUGUCAGCUUCAAAAACAAGUGAAUGAGCUGCAAGCACAACUAGCCAAGGUCCAAGCCGAACUUGUGAAUAUGAAGUGUCAACAAGCCAAUAUUUUGGCCUUUGUUUCUAUGGAAAUGGCUCAUUCUCCUACAUCCAACGCAUCAUCUCAGUCGCAAUCACCGGAACAUCCCAACAGUUCGAGUAAUAAUGCUUGCUUCAUCGAUGACAAUAACUUAGGAGGAUCACUUUGGGAACCUCUUUGGACAUGAGUUCAAUUGAGUUUUCAACUUCUUCAUGGUGGAUCGGGUGGAACAAAUGGAUGCGAGUCACGGGUGAAUUUAGAAUAUUAUUAUAAGAUGAGUCGAACGCUCAUUUGUACAUGUGUAAAAUCCAACUCAGUUACUUUUCUAUCUUAUAUGUUACAUAAUUUAAUAUUAAUAGGAUUUUAUUUGAAGCUCGAAUCUAGAUUCUCUUAAUUCAAGUAUUGGGUAAGAAUCAGUAAUCCAUCCAAUCACAACUUGAUCCAUUGACAUCUUUACUCCUAACUUCAAUCUUAAUAUAGCUAUGAUGAGCAUAAGAGAAUUUGGGGAAUCUUUAAAU
Messenger RNA from Amaranthus tricolor (Joseph's coat), 1108 nucleotides. RefSeq names its product LOB domain-containing protein 1-like. The record is from RefSeq and is a predicted model, not a curated record. NCBI's taxonomy places the organism in Eukaryota, Viridiplantae, Streptophyta, Magnoliopsida, Caryophyllales, Amaranthaceae. Bases 1 to 777 code for a protein of 258 amino acids. The transcript has 6 exons.